Messenger RNA from Phyllostomus discolor (pale spear-nosed bat), 2992 nucleotides. It is a transcript of the gene CAPN12, whose product is annotated as calpain 12. NCBI's taxonomy places the organism in Eukaryota, Metazoa, Chordata, Mammalia, Chiroptera, Phyllostomidae. The transcript has 21 exons. Gene Ontology annotation, biological process: proteolysis. Gene Ontology annotation, molecular function: calcium-dependent cysteine-type endopeptidase activity; calcium ion binding. The coding region runs from base 316 to 2454 and encodes 712 amino acids. The record is from RefSeq and is a predicted model, not a curated record. Gene Ontology annotation, cellular component: cytoplasm.
UGGCCUCCUUCUAGGAACCCCCACGGCAGCAGCCGGUCCUGUCCUACCUAGGCUCUGCCCUCCUUCUCUCCUGCUGCUGACCAAGCCUAUUAAGCUGCUAUCCUGGCCACAACUGAAGGCCCCACGCCCUGGGGAGGAAACCACUGAACAGGCGUCCAUGCUCUCCUGCACCCCAAACCAUCAAUUAGUAUUAACAAGUGAAGGCUUCUCACUGCCUAAAGACCCCCAUCAGAACUCAGAAGGAGCGGAAGCUCCACCCCCAUGACUCAGGGGGUUAAAGGACCUGGGGCCGGCCGGUGAGCCCAGAGCGUUCAGAUGGCGUGUGGCAGCGGGAAGGUCACCAUCCAGCUGGUAGAUGAAGAGGCAGGACCUGGAUCCUGGGACCCGAAGCCUUUUAGAGGCCAGAGCUACGAGGCAAUCCGAGCAGCCUGCCUGGACGAGGGGAUCCUGUUUCGUGAUCCCUACUUCCCUGCUGGCCCUGAUGCCCUUGGCUAUGACCAGCUAGGGCCAGACUCAGAGAAGGCCAAAGGGGUGAAAUGGAUGAGGCCCCAUGAAUUCUGUGCCGAGCCCCAGUUCAUCUGUGAGGAUAUGAGCCGGACAGACGUGUGUCAGGGGAGUCUGGGUAACUGCUGGUUUCUUGCGGCGGCCGCUUCCCUCACUCUGUACCCCCGGCUCCUGUGCCGGGUGGUGCCCCCUGGGCAGGGUUUCCAAGACGGCUACGCUGGCAUCUUCCACUUCCAGCUCUGGCAGUUCGGCCACUGGGUGGACGUCGUGGUGGACGACAAGCUACCUGUGCGUGAGGGGAAGCUGAUGUUCCUGCGCUCAGAACAGCGGAAUGAGUUCUGGGCCCCGCUUCUGGAGAAGGCCUACGCCAAGCUCCAUGGCUCCUAUGAGGCGAUGCGAGGAGGCCACAUGAAUGAGGCUUUCGUGGACUUCACAGGUGGCGUGGGCGAGGUGCUCUACCUGAGGCAAGACAUUCCAGGCCUCUUCUUGGUUUUGCGCCACGCCCUGGCCAAGGAGUCCCUCGUGGGUGCCACUGCCCUGAGCGAUCGGGGUGAGUACCGUACAGAGGACGGGCUGGUGAGGGGCCAUGCAUAUUCCGUCACAGGCACGCACAAGGUGUCACUGGGCUUCACCAAGGUGCGGCUGCUGCGGCUGCGGAACCCAUGGGGCCGCGUGGAGUGGACUGGGGCCUGGAGUGACAGCUGCCCACGCUGGGACAUGCUCCCCGCCGAGUGGCGAGACGCGCUGCUGGUAAAGAAGGAGGAUGGAGAGUUCUGGAUGGAGCUGCAGGACUUCCUCCAGCAGUUUAACACCGUCCAGAUCUGCUCGCUGAGCCCCGAGGUGCUGGGCCCCAGCCCGGCGGGAGGGGGCUGGCACAUCCACAUCUUCCAAGGACGCUGGGUGCGAGGCUUCAACUCUGGCGGGGGCCAGCCUGCUGCCGAAACCUUCUGGACCAACCCCCAGUUCCGGCUGACACUGCUGGAGCCUGAUGAGGAGGAGCAGGAUGACGAGGGGCCCUGGGAGCGCUGGGGCCCUGCCAGAGGGGGCCGAGUCCCCAAGUGCACCGUCCUCCUGUCACUCAUCCAGCGCAAUCGGCGGAGCCUGUGGGCCCAGGGCCUCACAUACCUCACUGUGGGCUUCCACGUGUUCCAGAUCCCCGAGCAGUUGCUGGGCCUCUGGGACUCCCCGCACAGUCGCGAGCACCUGCGCGGCCUGUUGUGCGCCGAGCGCUCGCGCUUCUGCGCCCGUCGCGACGUGAGCCGCCGCUGCCGCUUGUGCCCCGGCCACUACCUCGUGGUGCCCAGCACCGCCCGUGCCGGCGACGAGGCCGACUUCACACUGCGCGUCUUCUCCGAGCGCCGCCACACCGCCGUGGAGAUCGAUGACGUGAUCAGCGCCGAUCUGCACGCUCUCACGGCCCCCAACAUUCCUCUGGAGCUGGGGUUGGAGCAGUUAUUUCAGGAGCUGGCAGGAGAGGAGGAAGAGCUCAGUGCCCCUCAGCUCCAGACCUUACUAAGCAUCGCCCUGGAGCCUGCCAGGGCCCACACCUGGAUUCCCAGAGAGAUUGGGCUUCGGACCUGUGAGCAGCUGCUGCAGUGUUUCGGGCACGGGGGCAGCCUGGCCCUGCACCACCUCCAGGAGCUCUGGGGACAUCUCCGAAAGUGGCAGGCCAUAUUUGACAAGUUUGACCAGGACGCCUCUGGAACCAUGAACUCCCAUGAGCUGAGGCUGGCGCUGAAUGCUGCAGGUUUCCACCUCAACAACCAGCUGACCCAGGCCCUCACCAGCCGCUACCGGGACAGCCGCCUGCGUGUGGACUUUGAGCGCUUUGUGUCCUGCGUGGCUCAGCUGACCUGCAUCUUCCGCCACUGCAGCAGGCACCUGGACGGGGGCGAGGGGGUCGUGUGCCUGACCCGCAGACAGUGGAUGGAGGUGGCCACCUUCUCCUAGGAUCUGGCACAGGAACACCUGUCGCUGGAGCUGCUGGGAGCCCCGGCCUCCCCUCUGUCAGCCUGGACCAGGCUCAUUCACCCCACAGCAGCGGGGCUCCCAGCAACACCAGCCUCCGGCCACCCUGCACCUCCCUGCCUGGUGUGGGGGCUGAUGCUGACGUUGGGAAGUGGCUCAAGAAUGGCCUUGGGAGCCGCCUGCCUGGAGUUCAUUUCUGGUCCCACCGUUCCCCGGCUGGGGGACGCUGGGCAAGUCACAGUGCGUCUGUGCUCUGCUCUCUGCCCCUGCGGGCAGGGGUGGUACAGCACCCUGCUUGGCCAGGCAACACGUGUUAGCGCUGCACACCUGGAACAGGACUGGCCCCACUGGGUCCCCCCCAGGCUCCGCCUCUUCCGAGAAGAGGUGGUCUGUCACAGCUCUGCUAGAAAGUGGAAAAUGGAGAUAGGAGAAAGAGGACACUGUAGACUCCUUAAAAAUAUUACAUGUUUUAUUAUCCUGUCCCCAGAAGGGUGGUUUAUCCAGAAACCGAGAAAAAAAA